Molecule: messenger RNA, 10277 nt
Organism: Harpegnathos saltator (Jerdon's jumping ant)
Lineage: Eukaryota; Metazoa; Arthropoda; Insecta; Hymenoptera; Formicidae
Gene: alpha-Man-IIb
Product: alpha-Mannosidase class II b
Exons: 7
Coding region: 1610-4912 (1100 amino acids)
Biological process (GO): mannose metabolic process; N-glycan processing; protein deglycosylation
Cellular component (GO): Golgi membrane
Molecular function (GO): carbohydrate binding; alpha-mannosidase activity
Source: RefSeq, a predicted model, not a curated record
GAGAGAGAGAGAGAGAGAGAGGGGGGAGAAAGGCGCAGGAGCAGCGCAGGAAAUCGUCGUCGCCGCUCACUCGUCGCUUCCUAUCCUCCGACGAACGCCACUGUCGUGUUGCACCGCGCGACGAACCCUUGUCUCGACUCUCUUCGGCGGUAUGUCGCGUGGGCGCCCAUUGCACGACGCCGAUACCGCGCCUAACUUCCCGUUUCUCCGCGUCGUGUCGGACGACGCCGAUUGUCAUCGCUUCCGGUGGUCACGAGGAGAGAGCGUUGAACGUGCGUACUCCGGCGCGUGCACGAGCGUGUAAAGAGCGUGAUCGCCUUACCCGUGGUGGCAGCAACAUCCGGCGUAAUCCACGACGAGCGCGAUCAAUGUCCGGAGCACGACGAUCGACCAACGUACCGAGGAAUCACGCGAAGUUACGUUCAAGUGCGCUGCGACUGAUCGAUGCGAUUAGUCGAAGGGACGUCACGUGACACCCUCGAAUUUCGGGCUGCACUUCGUGCAACUGCACCGGCCGAGCUGGGCCUAACCUCGGCCUCGGCGGCGGAUUCCGUCACGUAUUCCGUAAGUCGCUCUCCCGCCCGACGUCUUGAUUGCAGGAUCGCAGGAUCAUUCGUUCGGCGAAGCACGGCUCACGAAGGUACUCUGACGUGCCUCACAGCCUACGUCAGAAUCUCUCACUGGACAUUUCAGAUACGGUACGUACACGAGCAUCUCAAUCGGGCCAACCGACUCCGCCGAGCGCCAGAAGCUUCGUUCGAACGUAUUCGCGUAUCGCCUACGGCUCUUGCCGCGUUUCCGCGUCGAGCAUGGCGCUCUCGCUCUCGCUCUCGCUCUCGCUCGCUCGCUCGUACUCGCGAUCUCUCCAAGUGGAGAUCCGCAGUUUACGCGUAUGAGCCGAGAAUGCGGAGAAAUGAUCCCGCGAAUGCGGGAUUUCUGUGAGAUUCUUUAAAAUACGAGGAGAAUCCUCCGUCGAGUCCGAUUUAUCGUCCACGGCGCGCAGUGCGAAGCGAGCAGCGCGCGCGCGAGGGGAAAGGUGCAAGCGGCUCGACGAAUCGCCGCGUAGCGGCGCGAGUCACGUGACGCGCUCAAAUUCGACUGUCCGCUCCCUUGACUUUGAACGACCCGCCAUUCCGCGAGAGUCAGUCGAGCCGCGAGGCGAGCGUGUACGGAGAGGAGGUUAAUGAAAACGCGCGCGCGUUCCAGAACGAGCGGAGUGACUGUCGUCUCGGUGUACGAAUCUACGGUGGGCGAGUGUCGCGUCGCGGAGUGUCUCGCGUUGAUGGUUCCGUGUGGCUGCCCGAGGAGGAUGUGACUGGAACGCUACCGGGAGUCCUGCGAUCGCGAAGAGGUGUUCUCCUUGAGGGCUUCGUUGCGGCCACCUGCGGAGCUGUGUGAUGAUCACGGCUGGCCCCUCCGCCGCGACGUCCCAUGAAGUCCACGUGCCAAGCUGCCAGGAGCUGCAAAGAUCGAUCGUCGAUCGCCGUCGUCCUCGCCGUCGCUGCUGACUCGACGCGAGCUCGCCGUCGCACGGUCCGCUCGACCUCUAGAUGAAUCACGAUCUAGCCGAAUCGAGGCCGAACCGAACGCGAAUCACACUGAUCGAACCAUGUACAAGAUACUGCGCCGCGGCUCCGGCCGCGUGUUCGUCCUCUGCAUCGUGCUCCUGUCGCUCUUGCUGUGCCUGUACUACGUCAGUCAGGUACAGGCGCCGUCGACCGGCCAUCCCGCCGCGGCCAUCCUGAACGAGGAGCUCAGAUACGACCGCAGUCUGACCUCCGUCACUCCGGAUUACAGCGAGUCGCCGGACGCUCAGGUGUCCCUCGCCACCUGUCCCAUCAUCGUGCCGCGAAACGCGGAUAUCGACGCCCAGCAGGAGUUCAGCAAGUUCGACUUUCAGCCGUCGUGGAUGCGAAGCCGGGAGUAUUGGGACGACAGUUUCGAGGCACGCUUCGCCGAGCUGAGGAAAGAUCCGACGAGGCCGCCCUUGAAGGUUAUCCUCGUGCCUCACAGCCACACCGACCCGGGAUGGCUGAAGACAUUCGAGCAGUACUUCCACAGCUCCACGAGGAGCAUUUUAAACAACAUGGUCUCGAAGCUGCAGCAAUGGCCGAACAUGACCUUCAUCUGGAGUGAGGUGUCGUUCUUAUCGCUGUGGUGGGACAGUGCCCAUCCGACGAAGAAGAUGGUGGUGAAGAGACUGGUCAAGGACGGUCGACUGGAGAUGACCACAGGCGGCUGGGUGAUGACCGACGAGGCUACUUCCCACAUCUACGCGAUGUUGGACCAGCUCAUUGAGGGUCACCAGUGGCUGAAGACGAAUCUCGACGUGAUCCCCGAGUCGGGCUGGUCGGUCGACCCGUUCGGCCACGGCGGCACUAUACCCUACUUCCUCAAGGCGUCCGGCGCGUCCGGCACGGUGAUCCAGAGGAUACACUACGCGUGGAAACAGUGGUUCGCCAAGAAGCAGUACGGCGACUUCGUGUGGCGGCAGCCGUGGGACCGCACCGGCGCCGCCGACAUGCUCACCCACAACCAGCCCUUCGACAUCUACAACAUCAAGCACUCGUGCGGCCCGCACCCGCACGUGUGCCUCAACUUCGACUUCCGGAAGAUACGCGGCGAGUACACGGAGUACUCCGUGCGGGCGGUCGAGAUCACGCCCAACAACGUGAAGCAGAUGGCCGAGCUGCUGUUGGAGCAGUACGCGAGAACCGGCUCCUUGUUCACUCACAAUGUCGUGCUGAUGCCCCUCGGCGACGACUUCAGGUACGACCACGCGAUCGAGUGGGAUCAACAGUACACCAACUAUAAAAUCCUGAUGGACUACAUAAACAGCCGCAAGGACGAGUACAACGCCGAGGUGGUGUUCGGCACGCCCAAAGACUACUUUCGCGAGAUACAAAAGCGCGUGGAGAAGUUCCCGUCGCUGACGGGCGACUUCUUCGUCUACUCCGACAUCUUCAGCGAGGGCAGGCCGGCGUAUUGGAGCGGCUACUUCACUACCAGGCCCUACAUGAAGAUCCUGGACCGCGAGCUCGAGGCGAAUCUCAGGUCUGCCGAGAUUCUCUACACGAUCGCGCUGAACCUCGCCAAACAAUCUGGAAAGGACAUCAAGCUCUAUGAGACGUACUUCGAGAAGCUGGUGAAAGCGAGGCGUAACCUCGGCCUCUUUCAGCAUCACGACGCGAUCACCGGCACCUCCAAGUCCUUCGUCAUGAAGGACUACGCCCUGAAGCUCUUCGAGUCCAUCUCAGACACGACGAGUCUACAGAGCUUCGCCAUACAGUCGCUGGCGGCGACCACGACCAAGUCGAAUUCCGUCUACGUGUUGGCCGAAUCUGACCGAGACAGCUACGAAAAGCUGCCGAAGAAGAUACCGAUCGGAGUCAACGGCCACGAGACGCGAAAGAUCGUCCUGUUCAAUCCGCUGGCGCAGCCCAGGCAAGAGGUGAUCAGUCUCAAGAUCACCUCCUACAAGAUCAGAGUUCUGGACCCCCAGAGGAACCCCAUUCCUUACCAGAUCGCGCCGGUGAUGAACGCCACGAGCAUCACCCACGACGUUUACGUGCUGCUCUUCGUGGCGGAGCUCAAGCCCCUGUCGAUCACCACGUACCACCUGCAGCAGAUCGACAAGGUGCCGAUGGAGGCCAUCUCGACGGUGUACUGCGGCCGUUGCGGCAAGGACAACGUCUUUCCCAUCAAGUCGAUGCAGGUGGGCGACGUGCAGCUGGAGAACCAGCGGAUGAAGCUGCUGUUCGACGGGCAGACCGGCUUCCUCAAGCGCGUCACCAAGAAGUCCACCGGCAAGAUCAUGCAGUGCGCGGUGCAGUUCGCCGCGUACCCGUCCGCGCAGUUCCACAGCGGCGCUUAUCUCUUCAUGCCGGACCCGAAUCUGCGGGACACCGACAAGGACGUGCUGGAGGUGUACACGCCGCACCAGAAGAUCUACAUCGUCAGCGGUAGCCUCAGCUCCCGCCUCACCGUCGAGUACGGCAAGCUGCUGACGCACCACGUGGCGAUCUACCAUCACGAAGGCGGUCUCGGCGAGGCCAUCUACCUGCGCAACAUCGUGGACUUCGAAACACCGCCGAAGAACCGCGAGACCGAGAUGUUUAUGCGCCUGCAGACCGACAUCUCCAACGGCGACCCACCAGAGUUCUACACUGACCUCAAUGGCCACCAGAUGAUCAGGCGCUCCAAGAUCGAGCGGAUCGGCAUCGAGGGAAAUUACUUCCCCAUCACGACCAUGGCUUACAUCGAGGACAACAGUCACCGGCUGACACUACUGGUCAACCACUGCCAAGGCGCGGCCAGCUACCAACCCGGCUGGCUGGAGGUAAUGCUGGACAGGAGGACCCUGUACGACGACUCCAGGGGAAUGGGCGAAGGUCUGCUGGACAACCGCAGGACCGUCAUCAAGCAUUGGCUGCUGCUCGAAGACAUCAGCGGCGACAAGGACGCCUAUUCGAAGCCGUCGCUCUUCGCCAACCACCUGAGCAACGCGCUCAACUACCCGGUCAACAUCUUUGUGGUGGACGGCAGCGAGCAAGAAGUCACCAUGGCGCCCGAGGUACGGCUGCUGAGCCAGAGCUUCCCCUGCGACCUGCACCUGCUCAACCUGCGCACCAAUCACGACCAGAAGCUGCCGCACUUCCCGGUCAACAGCGCUCUCAUGGUGCUGCAUCGGCAAGGCUACAGCUGCUCCGUCGGCAUCGACACGGUGCUCAAGCAUUGCCCGCUCACGAGUCGACUGUCUCCAGGCACCGCCUUCUACAAGCUCGACAACGUCAACGUCACGAAGACGUCGUUGACCGGCACGCGGCCAGGAGCCCGGCUCAAGGACGGCCUUCAGGAGGUCGGCCUGCAGCCGAUGCAGGUCGAGACGUACAAUGUCAACUUCGUGCAAUGAUCAUGAAGCCGUCGCACGGCCGGCCUGCCUUGCCGCGUCCGAUGAACGGUUAACGGAAGCCUCGAGAGUGUUCGCCCCUUCCGAACGACACUGCCGAUAUGAUCGUACUAAGUAUACUACCUCUGUGAACUCUUCGCGGUAACCCGCGCGCACGCUUCGCGACGGUAGAGGACUCGAUAUGCAGCGGACACGCGCGUGUCAGCGCGCUGAUCGCGGCAUCUCUCGCGAAACGGAACGCGUGGGACGAGAGCAAGGGAGAUGGCGGCCGAGAGAGUGAGUGAGGGGGAGAGAGAGAGACAGAGAGAGAGAGACAGAGAGAGAGAGAGACAGAGAGGAGGGAGGGAAGAAGGAGAUUGUAAUUAAUUGACGGCUGACGAUUAAUCUCCUCGGGACAAUUAAGAUGUGAAAUAAUUGACUCCUCCGGCCGGGGUCGAUUGCGACGGAUUCUUUCGUGCUAGAAAGAGCUUUACAAAUUUUUCAUCAAUGUUCAAUUAUACAGUUGUACAUAGAGAAGGAGUUUCCCCCGCGCCCUGCCUCCCACCGGGGGGGGAUUUCUCACGAUCCCGAUCACGACGGUGCGUCAUAUUGGGCCUAGCGAUCGACUCCACGUGCGCUUCAUUCCCCCUCCCCCCCCUCUGCCGCCCCAGUUUCCAGGUAGUGUUUCUCUUACUCACUGAACGCUUCUAUUUUUCAUAGACAAUAGACCGGAAGUGCGGGAGUUUUAUAUGACGACUUGAGUGUUUGUAAAUUUUUCGUCCGCGCGACUGACUCGCGCGAGUCUCGCGCGAGUUAUCGAGCGGACAAAUUGACUCGGCAACUUUUCGCGCUGAUACCACGUCGGGGAGUUGGUUUACAGCCGAAUUUCGCUCUCGGACGGGGGAUUUCGCGUCGCGUCGCGAUUAACGUUCCGCGAGAAAGUUUUACGAGUCGACGGAGGAAGGGGGGGGGUGGUCGGGUGUAAAUACUUGGAUCGGCGCGACGCAGUUGACGAAGACGACGAACGUCCGACUUUGCGCGCACCACUGUACAUAUUACGCUCCUGUUACGGUGUGUCUUUGCGUUUGAAUUAAUGAAGACGGGCACGGAAAGUAUCUCGAAGAGCGAGUUGCUAGGGGAGAGGUGAAGAGGGGAGAAAGACACAUGUAAAUAUAUGGAAUACACUUGUUAGGAAACAUCCACGGGGAUGCAUCACCGAUUUCUCUGCGCUUCGGAGCAACGAGGCAUAAGAAACGUACAUUUUUUUAUGGAUUUGCUGUUUCGCACGUUCGGAGAUUGGGCGAAUCCCCUCGAGGAAAAUUCGGCUCGAUUGAUUUUGGGCGAAUAUCUUUGAAGCCGUAUAGCGGAGGGAAUAUUUCGGACAGAAGUUUUAUGGUAUAUUCGUCGGUCCUCUUUUUCGAGAACUGUGUUUUUUUUUUCGAAAAUAUAAUUGUAUAUUCGAGUUCUCGACGUGUAUUCCCAACGUUCAUAUGUUCUUGAAAAUUGCAAAUUCAUAAAGCACAUUUAACGUCAUCGAACCUGUGCCUGCAACAUUUUGUCAUACAGCUCACACGCUUUUGAAUAUGUUCGCUCCCAAUCAAUUUAUCGGAUUACCUUCGAGGGAUUGUUUCGAUCCCUAAAUAUGCGAAAAAACGUAUUCGGGAAAAUUCGUGUCAUAUAUAUAUAUAUAUAUAUAUAUAUAUUUCGAGCUGAUCCAAAACCCAUCGAAAUCGCUGAGCAUGUCCAAAUGUUUCUUCGUUAAUGAUUUAUCCCGCUUUUUCGCGUCCCGAACCGGACGGAGACCUAAUAGCUAAUAUGCAGCGUGACUAUAUAUGUAUGUAUGUAUUUACACAUAGAUGCAUAUAUGCAUAUAUGUACGUAGGCAGUCUGAAAAGUUCUCGACCUGACACAUACAUGGCAUUAGAUACUGUCAAAUUAUAAUUGUAUUGGAAAGUGGCAUCUCUGAUAUAAACCCAUGUAAAAUUUUAUUCGAUCUGUCAAGUCAUUCGAGUAGUAGCACCAGUUGAGAAAGAUGAGUGCAAGAUGAGUGUCGCAUUUGCUAACAAUUGACCAAAAACGCAUUCGAAUGCGUAUUUCUCAAGCGUGUCUGGCACAUUUUUAUCGUUUUAAGCAAAAUAAAAUGGAUCUCAUAACUGUUGAUGAAACUUGAAUUCAUCACUACAGCGAACACGACCACAGCGAAAAGAACCUUCCGGAAUCACACUUUAAUGAUGGUAUUGAAUUAUUGGAAAGACGUUGGAAUAAAUGUAUUGAAGUUUCAGGAGAUUAUAUUGAAAAAUAAAACAUAUAUCACGGCAAAAAAGAAUCUUCUUUCAUUGUUAGGCCGAGAACUUUUCAGACUGCCCUCGUAUAUUCGUGCGCUUGCUUACUUGUACUUUAAUCCUUCCUUCCAUCUAUAAAUCUAUUCCAUACGUUUACCACUUCAACGACCUUGCGUGACCACGUUUGUCAAUUCUAUUUAUUUGUAGAUAUAACACACAGAGAGGGAGAGAGAAAAUAAGAGAGAGAGAGAGAGAGAGAGAGAGAAGGGAGAGACAGACUGACGGACAGAUAACGACAGACGACUCUUUUUAUUAUACGCGUAUAAAUACAUGUGUAUAUAUUAUAUUGUACAUAUCAAAUCGUAACGCGCGAGAUAACCGCGACUUAGAUAACCGUUGCAUCGUAGAUAAUCCUUGUGAUAGCGAAACGAUGUAAAGAAAAAGUCUUACACAUCUAUUUUCGUACAUCAGAUAUUUUGCUAUCGGCCCUCCCUCCCUCCCUCCCGCCUUCCUCCCCCCCCCUCUCUCUCUCUCUCUCUCUCUCUCUCCCCGCGAAUUUCGACAGCGGGGAUAAUUCGCAAGGGGAUCUAUGCGGAUCGUUUGAGGAGCGGGCUCGCGCUUCUUCUUUCUGGGCGAUGGAGGGACACGAUGAUACAGGAAUAUUCCCUUGACGUGUCGCGUGCGCGAUAUCCGAAAGUGUAACGAAUAUGCGGCGACGGACGACGAGGGUGUCUCUCAAAGCUAACGCGAGAGGAGCGAAUCCCGGACCGGAGCGAUACGAACGAAGGUAAUUUGUACUGCGAGGCGCUUGUAAAUAAUAAAAUACUGCAAGAGAGGAGGGAGAAACCUACUAUCGUGUGACGAGAUGAGCUCUCUUCCUCUCUCCCCCCCCCUCUCUCUCUCUCUCAAUUCACGCGAACAUCAAUUAUCGGAUAUCGAGGAUCGCACAAUAAUCUGAUUUCCGUUGGCGAAAAAAUGCGCGUCUCGCGUUCGAAAAUGUCGUGCGAACGGCGCGUCGGAGUGUCACGCUUCCAGCGUGUCCUCCUCCAACAUGUCGCGAUCGCGAGAGCUGACGAGAGGUGACACACGAAGAAACACACCGAGACGACACAUCGCCGGCAGCGCGACGUCCCCAGCGUUCUUCCAGCCUCCAUCGUGAAUACCGAAGUGUGUUCCGCGUGACGGUCCUACUUGUACAUAUUAGAUUAAUUAACGGAAAGUCGUGCAGCGCGCUACCGCGCGGACGGACGGUCGCGUCUUUCUUUCGCUAUCUCUUUCUCUCGCCCUACGGCGCGAAACGAACAAACGACGAGGGGGAGAACGCCGCGUAAAACCCGCUCGCAGUUUUCACGCGGACGAAGAGAGGAGGAAAAGAAAAAGGGCGAAAACGCGCGGCUUUUGGCGCGCUGAUAAAAUCAUCACGACCGGGAAAAGAUACGCGCGGUGUCCUCGCUCGCGGGGAAAGGGUAAACUAAAUUCACAUUCGCGCGAAUUUCUCUCUCUUUGGGGUGGAGACCCGGGGUGUUCAUGAACGACACCGUCGGAAAAUCAACGGUUUCCCGGCGACUGCGCUUGCUUAGUGAUUAGAUCACGUGACUUUGUAUUUCGCGUGUAAUAUUUUACGUGCAAUGUUUUCGCGUGAAUUUCGGGCACAAUUAAAUUACAGGAUAAAUUACUUUGUUUCAUCCCCGCAUCUCUCCCGGGGAAAGUCUGCCUGUCUCUGUUCGCUUUUCCCUCUUUUUCUCUCUGUUUUUUCUUUCUUGUUCUUUUUUUCCAACGACAAGUCGCCCCCAGUCGGUCGCGAGUCCUCUCUAUUUUCUGUGUCAGAAAAUACACAGAUUGUCUCUCGGCGAGCUCGAAACGCAUGUCGCUUUAAUUGAGGACUUGAUAUCAGCCGUGAGCAGUCUCCGGUCGGAAAGUUGAAAAAUUAAAGGCGACGAGAGCCGUCACUCGCUGACGCGACUCGGCGCCGUCGUAAUUAAGCUUCGUAAGCAUCGGUUAUUAAAAUUUUUUCGAUAAACUCACGGUUCCGAUAAAUUUCACGGUCCGCGGCGCGAACGAGCAUUCACGGGCUUAACGACGUCGUGUAAAUAGGGGGAUCGUCGAUGAGAUCGUUAAACCGAUAGAUCGUAAAGGGUAAUGCGCAGCUAAAGUGUGAUAAGUCGUUCUUUUCCGUGAAGAUGUGCUCUUGUCAUUUUUAAUCGCGCGCACACACACACACACACAUACACACACUGUCAGGCUUGACCUUCGAUGAAACGUGUGCGCGAGCGUUUGUAAAAAUAAAUCGCCACUCAUCCGUUCGUUAGCUCGCCGGUGUGAUGUAACCGCUUGCGCGUUGCGCAAUCGGCCGUUAAUCGCAAAUAGUUCAAAUUUGUCCUGUCUCCUUUUUCCGCUCGUUUCCUGCCUCGUAAAUCGGCGCGCUACAAGCCUAUUUGAGCGUUUUGUAUUGGCUUUUUAUAUUGUCUUAUAAUACUUACCUACAAAUUCCCACACACACACACACACACAUGCUAACGACACACAGCACUGCCCUCGAUACAUAUCCAGUCGUCCGCCACGUUUAAGAGUUAAACGUAACGAAUCAAAAGAGAGACCUCGAUGCGGCGGGAUCUCGACGGAGGGAGAGGACGACGCGCAGCUUUUUUCGCGCCCGGCGACACGCGAAUUGUUGUUUGUACAUUCUCCGCGUCGCGCAUAAUGUUGUAGCUCCGUUCACGAGCACCGCCGAGAAUCCCGCAGGCGAGAUUUCCUAGCGCCUGGAUUUUUCAACGAGAGAACGCAGCAACGCCCGAAAACGCGCGGCGAAAAGACCCGCUCGGGACACAAUGACUGUCCUUGUAACGAUAUUGUAACAUACUAUAUGUUUUGUGCUGUCGUUAGAAGAGAGGAAUUCUAUAUAAAUAUAUAUAUGUAUUAAAAAAUAAAAUUAUAUAUAUAUAUACACAUGUUCGCCGUCGCUCGGACGAUUCGCGAAGCGAAGCUCGUUUGGGAUCGCGCGAGCGCGGACCAGCGAAUCGCGACGAUUACGUACGAUAUUCCUUACGCGUUACGAUGUAAUAUUAUAUUUAUUAAAUAAAAAUAGUAAGUGACGUAUUUUUUGAUCA